Messenger RNA from Austrofundulus limnaeus, 1432 nucleotides. Its product is annotated as hepatitis A virus cellular receptor 1. The coding region runs from base 61 to 1125 and encodes 354 amino acids. The transcript is spliced from 6 exons. Gene Ontology annotation, biological process: establishment of protein localization to organelle. Gene Ontology annotation, cellular component: lysosomal membrane; late endosome membrane; plasma membrane. NCBI's taxonomy places the organism in Eukaryota, Metazoa, Chordata, Actinopteri, Cyprinodontiformes, Rivulidae. The record is from RefSeq and is a predicted model, not a curated record.
CACUUCACUUCAGUCUGCAGUGAGGAGACGUGAAAACCAACAAAGUCCAAACUUACCACCAUGAAGAAGACUUUAGUGUUUAUCUGUCUCGCCUGCUGUGCUCUGUCAGCACUAUCAUUGGUUGAAGACACAAAGAAGAAUAAACCUCCUUCAUCAAUGGCUCCUGCAAGUGAAUUUGACAACUCGACACCCAUUACCACCCCCAACCCUGCCACUACUAAGGCCACCACCACCACCACCAAAACCACCACAACCAUGCCCACUAUGGCCCCCAACACCACCACCCCUACCACUACCAAAUCUACCACCACAACCAUGCCCACUACGGCCCCCAACACCACCACCUCUACCACUACCAAAUCUACCACCACAACCAUGCCCACUACGGCCCCCAACACCACCAUCCCUACCACUACCAAAUCUACCACCACAACCACGCCCACUACCACCCCCAACACCACCACCACCAAAUCUACCACCACAGCCAUGCCCACUACCACUAAACUUCCUACUCCUACUCCUCCAACCAACUUGACUGUUGGAAACUACACUGUGAAGAAAGGAAGCGAGAUUUGCCUGAUGGCUCAGAUGGCACUACAGAUUCGACUGGUCUCAAAAGAGGUCUAUGGAACUUUCAACGUUCUACCAAGUGAGACCAAAUUUUCUGGCUCUUGUUCUGCAACUACAGCCAGRCUUAUACUAACCUUUAAAGAGGGCAACAUCACCUUCAACUUUAACAAGAGCGUUGCUGACAACACUGCCUAUGUUGAUUCUCUGUCCUUCUACCUGACUUACUCCUUCAGCGCUGGUAAAAAUGGAAGUCCUUACAUUGCCAGCAACAAGUCUCUGCAUCUGUUCCCUGCAAAGAUCGGACACUCCUACUCCUGRAGCAAUGAGUCCAUCUUUAUGGGCAGCGGCCUCUACCUGGAUGUCAGUAAAGACCAGAUGCAAGGCUUCGACAUCACUAAAAAUAAUUUUGGCUCUGCUGACCCCUGUCCUGCUGACACCAAAGACUAUACAGUUGCCAUUGCUGUGGGCGUGACACUGCUGGUGCUGGUUAUCAUUGUGGUGGUGGUCUACCUGCUAAGCCGCAGAAGAAGAACGACUGGUUACCAGUCUCUGUGAGAACGUCCAACAGAAAAGUCUCACAACUUAUCAGCGAGAUGUGGAUKUUAUAGGGGCACUGAGACCUGUGGGAUAUUCUGACCUCAAACGUUUCUUUGAUCRACAUUUAUAAAGCAGAUUUAAAACUGGGUACAUAUUAGAUUCUUAGAUACAAAUGGAAACAUUUUUCUCUCAACAAAGACAAACUUAUGAAAUUGAAUUUUGUUUAAUUAUCCCUAUAGUAUCCAGUGUUCAGAAACUUACAGGCACAAUCAUAUUAAUAAAGAGAGAGAGAGAGAGAGAGAGAGAGAGAGAGAGAGAGAGAGAG